UUCAAAUAAGCUUCAAACUAUUUUUUCUUCACUUAUUCCUCAAAUAAUUAACUCCCCAAAAAUGCUAACAGCGGAUAACAGAAGAGUGGGAAGGUGGUACUUUGGUGGUCUCGCUGGUUGCUGUGCUGCAUGUUUCACACACCCCUUAGAUUUGCUUAAAGUACACUUGCAAACACAACAAGAAGGAAAACUUUCACUUCCACAGACGUGCAAAAAGAUAUACAAAUCUGACGGAUUGUUAGGCUUCUACAAUGGCUUGUCCGCUUCCUUACUGCGUCAAUUAACGUACACAACUACUCGUUUUGCAGUCUAUGAAACAGUUAAAAUGCAGUAUUCUGAAGGAAAUUUGUCUUUUAUUCAGAAAAUGGCUUUGGCUGGGGUUGCAGGAGCUGUUGGAGGUGUUGCCGGUUCCCCAGCCGAUUUAAUUAACGUUAGAAUGCAGAACGAUAUUAAAUUGCCUGCCAACCAGAGAAGGAAUUAUAAAAAUGCGAUUGAUGGGAUUAUUAGAAUGAGCAAGGAAGAAGGUGUCGCUAAAUUAUUCAAUGGGUGUACAAUGGCAACUGGAAGAGCUAUUUUAAUGACUAUUGGGCAAUUGUCUUUUUAUGAUCAAAUUAAACAGAUGCUAAUAAAAGCAAAUUUGGCAAAGGACAAUAUCUACACCCAUUUGUUUUCUUCUUUCCUAGCGGCUUCUGGUGCGACUGUUCUUACCCAGCCUAUGGAUGUAUUAAAAACGCGUUUAAUGAAUGCACCACCUGGCCAAUUUAAAGGCUUAUUGGAUUGCUUUUUGUACACAGCAAAAUUGGGGCCGCUUGGAUUCUUUAAAGGCUUCUUCCCCGCGUGGGUUAGACUUGCUCCACACACAAUUUUGCUUUUUGUCUUCUUCGAACAAUUUAGAAUGCGGUUGGGAUAUAUUCCUGAAGAGAAACUAAAAUCCAUGGAGAAAGAGAAGCCAAAUUCCACUGCUCAAACAAGUUCAAAUAAACAACCAAAGGAAGAGACAAAUAAACAAAAAACUGGAUAGACAAAAAUCACAAAAAUCAAAAAGUUUGGUUGUGUGCCAUAAAGGAGAAGAAAAGAAUAUUAUUAUUUACUAGUAGAGGAAUAGAGGUAUAUUUUUAUUAACCAAAAAAAAGUUUUUUUUUAUUAUUCUAACACCAAAAUUAUAGGCCAAAAAAAUUUUUUGUUAGUAUAUUAGAGUCUUAUCCACUGCCUCCCCUCCUUCCCCAAUCGUUCAGAGCUCUCUCCACUUAUCCCUCAAAAAUCUCCUUACCUAUUUCAGCUAUUUAAUAAAAAUAUUAUCUACUUAAAAAAUUUUUUCGAAUUAUCCCCACUUAUACCAGCUCAAUUUUCUUGAAAAUUAAAAAUAAUUUUGAGACUCUACUGUACUCUUAAAAAAUAUUUUAUUUUACCCUUGUGAUUUUUUUCUCAUUUAUUAUUUAUUAGACACCUCAAAAAAUAGUUAAUUAUUAUAUAUUUUAUUUUAAAAAAUAUAUAUUUAUUAUAUUAUUGUUUAAAAAAGUUUUUAAAAAUUUUUUAGAAAUUUUUUUUUCUUAAUUUUAAGGGUAAUUUUUUAAUUUUUCCGUUUAUCUCCUUUUCUGGGUUGAUUUAAUCAUUUUAAUUUUAAGCAAAUAAUUAAACUUUUUUCGGCUGAUCGUUCGUGGUGAAGUUGGUAGUGACUUGGGAUUAGUUAAAAUAGGGUCGUGGGUUCGAAUCCCGGUGUGGGGAAAAUUUUUUUUAUUUUUGCUAGGAAGGUAGUCUUUUGAUAAAAAAAUGACAGAUAAAAAAUUUUUUAAAAUUAAAGAAAUUUUUUUUUCACCCUACCUCAUAGGCUAUAAGUGCAUAUAACUGAUGUGAGGAACGAUUUUGUUGUUUUUCCUCCUUACCCCCUUCAGUUUCGAACAAUUUUUUAAUUAUUAAACGAAGUAAUUCACAAAAUAUAAAAAUAUAAAUGUAAAAAAAUAAUGAAGCUAUCCAAAGUCUCAUUUUAAGGGAAUAAAAAUAUUUUUGAAUAUUAAGGGGAAAUUUAAUUUUUUAAUUGAUUUAGUCUAGCUUACACUACUAUUAGUGCUGUUUUUUGUCCGCUCAUUUACCUCCACCUUCUAUAACCCUUCAGAAAAUCGAUUUAAAAGAACACAAUCAGCUGUGUUCUUUUAUAUUUUUUAAAUAGUUUUUUUAUUUUUUUUAAUUCAAAAUUCUUUUUCAAAAUAACUAAAUGCCAAAAAAAUCAAAAUUUUAUCCAAAGAAAAAUUUUACAAAUCUCCUCCCUUAACUAUUUUGUAAUACUAUAGCUUAAAUUAACUGAAUAAUUUCCAGGUUUAUAUCCAUGUGUAAUUAUUAUAACUUCGUGCCCGACUACUUCCGUAUAUAAUGUUUCUGUAGGUAGAUCACAGCAAAAACGGGGGCCUGAAAUUGGGGGUUUUGAAUUUUGGACGUUCUGUAAUGUUUGGACGUUUUGGGCUCUUUAGGGGGUUUAAGAGUUAAUUUAAGGAAGUGAUUGUUGUGGGACUUAUUUGUUAGGGAUUUUUUGAAUGUUUGGGGUUUUUGUACAUUGGGUAUGUUGACACUGGACAUUUUUGACACUGGACAUUCUGAGAAUUUUGGUGUUUGUGUCAUUUUGAAAGGGGUGGG
Meloidogyne enterolobii is the source of this 2628-nucleotide messenger RNA. The record is from the annotation of a GenBank genome assembly. Lineage: Eukaryota; Metazoa; Nematoda; Chromadorea; Rhabditida; Meloidogynidae.